UGCGGUCGUUGUGUGGCUGCGCAUGCGCGACCGACCGGAGACUGAGGCCGGUGUGUGAGUGAGUGCGCAUGCUCGCGCGUCGUUUCUUCUCGUCCCUCAGUUGGCGUUGCGGGAAACUUGUGCAACCUUGUGCGCCUGCGCACUUGGCAACUCAGGGCAGCGCUGGAGGUGUUUCAGGCUGGCCUUUUUUAAAUCUCCGGAACAGCCCUGUGAGGUGAGGCAGUAGAAGUGCUGAAUUGGCGCCUAGGAUCAGUGAUGGACUGUAUGUGGGCCAGUGAAGUGAAGCUCAAUCCUGACAAGGCUGCGGUCCUGUUGAUGUGUUGGAUUCCAGACUGAUGGCGUCAGGCACAGCGAGCCGCUCUGAAGACGAAGAGUCUCUGGCUGGACAGAAAAGGAGCUCAUCACAGGUUUCAGGUGCCAUUCCAAAACGGCGCAGUUCUUCCAGGUUCAUCAAGCGGAAGAAAUUUGAUGAUGAAUUGGUAGAGAGCAGCCUUGCCAAAUCAUCCAGCCGGGCCAAGGGUCCUAGUGGGGUGGAGCCUGGGCGCUGCUCUGGCAGUGAGCCCUCUUCCAGUGAGAAGAAAAAGGUGUCCAAGUCAAUUUCUGCACCUGCAACUCCGAGCCCAGCUCCAAACCCCAGCCUGGCUAAACGGAUGAAGAAGAGCAAGCAGCCAUUGCAGGUCACCAAAGAUUUGGGCCGCUGGAAACCCACUGAUGAUCUCCUGCUGAUCAAUGCUGUUCUUCAGACCAAUGAUUUGACCUCUGUGCACCUGGGAGUGAAGUUCAGCUGUCGCUUUAACUUGAGAGAAAUCCAGGAGAGAUGGUAUGCUUUGCUCUACGACCCUGUGAUCUCCAAGCUUUCCUGCCAGGCCAUGCGGCAGCUGCAUCCUGAAGCCAUUGCCUCUAUGCAGAGCAAAGUGCUGUUCAGCAAAGCAGAAGAGCAGCUGCUAAGCAAAGUGGGAUCGACCAGCCAGCCCACUCAGGAUACGUUCCAAGACCUGCUGCAUAAAAACCCAGAGGUUUUCUACCCCUCUCGCACAGCCAAGGUGCUCCAGACACAUUGGCAACUCAUGAAGCAGUAUUACCUCCUGGAUGAUCAAACAGUGCAGCCACUGCCCAAAGGGGACCAGGUGCUCAACUUCUCUGAUGCUGAAGACAUGAUAGAUGACAGCAAACUGAAGGAUGUACGAGAUGAGGUGUUGGAGCAUGAGUUGACUGUGGCAGACCGGAGACAGAAGCGUGAAAUCCGGCAGUUGGAGCAAGAGCUACACAAAUGGCAGGUGCUGGUGGACAGUAUAACAGGUAUGAGCUCCCCUGACUUUGAUAACCAGACAUUGGCUGUGCUGCGUGGAAGGAUGGUGCGUUACCUCAUGCGCUCUCGGGAGAUCACACUGGGUAGAGCCACGAAAGACAAUCAGAUUGAUGUGGAUUUGGCAUUAGAGGGGCCAGCCUGGAAAAUAUCCCGGAAGCAAGGGGUCAUCAAGUUGAAGAACAAUGGUGACUUCUUCCUAGCCAAUGAAGGCCGACGGCCCAUUUAUGUUGAUGGGCGUCCUGUACUCUGUGGAAGCAAAUGGAAGCUCAGCAACAACUCUGUGGUUGAGAUUGCUAGCUUACGCUUUGUCUUCCUCAUCAACCAAGACCUGAUUGCGCUCAUCAAAGCUGAGGCUGCCAAAAUUUGCCAGCCUUGAGGCUUGGAUCAUACCAAAGGUGUUGGUGGACCUGUGGUAUGGGUUUCCUGUCCUAUUCCCUCUGCCAGCAGGGAUUAUCACAAUGCUCUCCACUGACUAUGCCACUUCAUAGAGUCUGCCCUUCCCUCAGCUAAGACUGAACCCUGUCAGUGGCCUUUUCUGUUGAGGAGGAGAAGGAAGAGCCCUGCUUCAUCAGUCAGAAGAUGCAUAUGGAAGAGUCAGGCCUAAACGGAAGUCUGCAACAGAUAGAAGCACCUUGCUGGGUGUCCUGCGUGUGUGGGCAGGCAAGGACAUUGCUAUUUCUGCUGGCAAUGCUGGUGGGCCUGUUGUGUGUGGUUUACUUUGGGACAACAGAGUAACUCACUCUUUCAGGGAUGGGAACCAGGAAGAAUAAGUGUCAAGUGAGCUAAUAAAAUAGUUAUCAGUGUA
Molecule: messenger RNA, 2114 nt
Organism: Sceloporus undulatus (fence lizard)
Lineage: Eukaryota; Metazoa; Chordata; Lepidosauria; Squamata; Phrynosomatidae
Gene: MCRS1
Product: microspherule protein 1
Exons: 15
Coding region: 336-1685 (449 amino acids)
Biological process (GO): positive regulation of transcription by RNA polymerase II
Cellular component (GO): Ino80 complex; MLL1 complex; NSL complex
Molecular function (GO): protein binding; G-quadruplex RNA binding
Source: RefSeq, a predicted model, not a curated record